Messenger RNA from Phaedon cochleariae (mustard beetle), 1047 nucleotides. Lineage: Eukaryota; Metazoa; Arthropoda; Insecta; Coleoptera; Chrysomelidae. The record is from the annotation of a GenBank genome assembly.
AUGGUUAUUCAUACACCUACUCCAGCAGCUCCACACACGUAUCAAACGAGAGCUAGAGGCAGAGGCAGAUUGUCAACAACGCCAACUGCAAGGAGCCCUGGCAAGACCUCUGAGGAUAGAAGCCCACCUGUGUUAUAUGCAGAAGGUGAUGAGAACUUGCUACAAGGUAUGAUUAGGUUAAGUGAUCCUGAGGCAGCAUCAGCUUUGGAGCAGUUACCAGAUGAGAUCAGUAAAUCUGGUCACAGGAGUGUUGAUAGGGGGCCACAUGGCAAGGAUUCUGCAAGUGGAGGCAGUGAAAAUGUUGAUAGGAUAAACAACAAAGGGUUUGGUGGUGCCAAACCUAAAAUAUCAGAUGUAUCAUUAGGACAGAAUCCCCCUAAUCUAGCUAAAAGUAGAGUAAAAAAUGCUGUAUAUUCCACAGGACUAGGGCAUAAGCAAAAUGUGAAUGUUUUACAAAAUAAGAAUUCAACGGGGGAUCCAAUCUACCGAAAAGUUGCAGUGGUUGAAAACUUCUUCGACAUCAUCUAUAAUGUUCAUGUCGAUUUGGAAGGGCGCCCAGGAAAACAUGCGGGACAAAAACGGACCUAUCGAACGAUAACCGAGACGUACGCCUUCCUGCCGCGCGAGGCCGUCACCCGCUUCCUGCUGGGCUGCACCGAGUGCCAGAAACGGCCACGGUCGCCGUCCCCGCCAGUGGCGGCGGUUGCCCCCCCGCUGCCGACGCCUAGCCCCAGCCCGACGCCGCCGACGGGCGUCGCAGCGCCGCUGGCCGGGCCGCAGGUGCCGCAUGGUGGAGUAGCGGCACCAGCGGCGCCGCCCAAGCUAUGGUCGCCCGUGGAAAGCCUCGAGACCGGUGGGGAGCCUCCCGAGAAGAAGAUGCUGCUGGGAGGCGACAUCGACUUCUCGCUGCCCAUCACCACCACCUACUUGAAGUACAUGAGGAGUUUGGGGUGUCGGGACGAGGACGCCUUCAAGUUCGAGAAUAGACAUGUGAGUUUGGCCAUUGAGCGAUUCUUGUGUGAGGCUAUUUCUCAUUAUUUCCACUGA